UCUUCGAUUCUAAAUAAAAUUAAUAAUAAGGAAAACAGAAACUUUCCGAUAAUUCCAGCACAUUCUACGUUCAAUCGUGUGUGCGUGGAAAUAUUAUGGAUAGAUCGCUGCUAUUAGGUGCGCUUUAGAUUAGACUUUGAAAGAUGUAUCAUACCUAAUGACUAAUAUAUUACGUGGAAUAAAAUAUAAAGGCUUCAUUUCUAUUAAACGGGUAUAAUUAUCUUAAUGGGAUAAUUGACGUGAAUAGACGUCUUCGUAACAGUGUACGGCGAAGCGUCUAUAAUACUUUUUUUUGCGGGCAAUUUGUAGCUUCGCGUUAUUUACGCGAUUAUCGCGCCGGAACAUUAGGCUUAUCGGCGUUAAAAGUGACAUGAGACUUGGGAGACAAAGAUCGACGCGAGCUAAAAAAAAACCAGCAGCGUCAUGAAUGUGUAAAGAUACACUUUUACAAUGUCUGUCGUCAGCAGUAAUAGCAAUAUCGGCUGCGAAUAUUUUUUGCUAACUGUCAAAAAAUAUUAAAAAAGUCUUAUUGACGAUCGUGGCGAUUUAUGUUAAAAUUAUUCAUUCAAUAUUUCUGGUAAAGAAGAAGAAUUCAUCCUGAGACUCCGAGGAGUAAAUUAUUUUCCGAUUUAACGAACGUAACUUCGUUCGCACGCGACUCUAUAGAAAAAAGAACCCACACGCGCAGAUGGAGAAGAGAAAAAACGGUAAAUGCUGGGGAAUUGGGAACAUCUUUUAUUCAACCAGGAAAUGAAGCUGUAUUCGGUGACACUUACGCGCCCACGCAUUCUCGUAGCCGUGUCGAGAAACGAGACUAUUCUUUUUUUUUUUAUGAUUAUUAUCGAGGCGAAAUGAAUUCGAAGGCGGUACAAUAUCCGGGAAUCACGCGUCAUAAAUUUGUCUCUUUUCUUCCCUCCCUCGGGGCUAGUACGGAAGUGGCGAGCACGGCGGAUGACAGAAGCGGCAUGAAUAAGUGAUUCGAGGAAAAAAAAAAGAAAUGAAGUUUACUUCACCGCGGGCGGUAAAUUGAUUAAUUUUAAUUACGAGCGGCGUCAUAAAGAAGCGUCUUGUAAAUAAGAUUGCAGAGACGCGUCAGGUUCUCGCGCGCUCGUUGUUUCGUUAAUGUAAUCGAUGCUGCGACGCGAUGCAAAAGGUGAUGGCGCAUCUGCAUCGCGAGGAAUACGUUUAGCCGUUAUUUUACGAUCCUCGUCCGCGCGACGGUGGCAAGGAUUAAGGACAACUUUAUGCAUUGCAGAUCUUAACGUCCUCCCCGCCUUCUCUCUUGCCACGUGCAUCUUUCGCACCUGUCUCCGCCGCAUUCUGGUAUAUUAAUUCUCUUUCUUUCUCUCUCUUUCUCUCUCACACGCGCGUUCCUCGGCUAGAUAAUCGCGCAAGGCGUAAUCUCGCGAGAUUGCGUUGCAGUAAGACCGGCGACACUUUAUCCGAGGUCGAUAAGAUAUAAUAUUGGCUCUCGGGCAAUCAUACGCGAUACUCGCAGUGUACUAACAUUAGCGCUAAAUAUAGGCUCCCCCCUCUCUGCUUUCUUCCCUAAAGUGAUUUUAAACAUUUCGUCAAUGGCGAGGUCCCUCAGUCCCACGUUGUUUGCUCAUGGUGCCAGUUGGUUCUUGCGAGACGCGUCCGAGACCACUCGCCGCCUUUGGCCGCGUCUUGCACUUGACGAUUUUUAGCGCCGCGUUUCCCUGUUUUUCCCUCGCGAGUGUCAAUUCGCCCUUGUCAAUUACCAGUGACUUUCGCGCUCGUGCGUAAAAUUCGUCGAUAAUUCUACGCUGUGUUCGUCCAUCCUCUUGGAAAAUUUCGGACGAAAAGCGAACUUUGGGGAAUCUUGUUUACGAAUGGAUUUUGAUUUACGCCACGCGGGGUCUUCGGGAAUGGAGCACGGACAGCCGAUGCGAAGGGAAUAAGAUCGGCGCCAUGACACGCCCUUGUAUCGUCGAGAUUACCGUCGACUGAGUUUCACGUGUAUCACCGGCCCCGUAAUACACUUAUUAUUUAUGAAUGGAUGGAGCUGCGACGGGAAUUGGAGGAGGAUCGGUUGCGGAUCUGGGAAAUCUGGAAAGAUGGUGGCACAAUCCGGGGAUCGUGGCCUGGAGCUUCGUGCUCUUCGGCUGCUUUCUCCUCAACGCGACACUUCUGCUCGCGUUUCUCGUCAGGCCAGGACUACGCACCAUCUCUAACAGAUUCGUGAUGAACCUAACUGUUUCGAAUCUGCUGACAUGCGCCGUGCUGAACCCAUUGCUGAUGAUGGACAGCCCGGCAGGAGACACACUGACGACGUCCACGCCGGACAACGUCGCGCCGCUGUUCGACCCGACGUCGACGUCGACGUCGACGUUCGCGUCGGCCGCCAGCAAUAUCUGCGCGAUAUCGGAGGGUGCCACCGCGCUCGUCACCACGUCGUCAGUGCUGUCGGUCCUGCUGAUCGCCAUCGAUCAGUAUUUCGCCGUGGUGGAUCCACUGCGUUACCGGGCUCGAGUCGACAAGCUCAAGUCGGCCGUGCUGAUCGUCUCCGUCUGGCUAGUCUCGGCGGCCUUCGGCUUGGUCGCUGCCUUGAACCCGAGUCCGCGCAGCCUGUGGUUAUCCUGCAGCAGGACAGCCGCGUUGUCGAACAGUUCGUCGUCCUAUCGCGAACACGUGUUCGCGUCAAACGUCACCGCGUCGGUGGAGACGUCGAUCGAAUCCGCGUUCGCGUUCUUCGGCAACGAGACGAGCGAGGAGAUGAUGGAGGAAGAGGAGAUUGACGGCGCGAUGCCGACGUUGCUCCCGACAAUCGGCAACGUCAGCCCCCUCGAAAACUCCACCGUGAUAUUCCGCGCCAUGACCAAUGACUCUGCCACUUAUGGACUCAUUUACGCGCUCGUGCACAGUGUAUUCGCGUACCUACUCCCGUUCGCCGGGAUUUGCUGGAUCUAUGUCAGAAUCUAUUCGGCCGCGCACCGAAAUUCUGAGAGAACCCGCAGGACCGGCUCGCGACCGAUUCUCUCGUCGGGCAGCUUCAGCGAAGAUCCGUACAGUUACGCGAAGCCGCAGCACCAAUCCGUUGACACGUUCCCCGAAGAGUUUCGCAGAAUACCCAAGAUCUCGAGUCUCUCGUCCAUCGACGAAACGAGCGAGACCACGCACUCGGCUAAUCAAAUAUCACGUCGGAGAUCGUUCUCGUCAUCCUCGGACGCCGCGCAGACGGGGCCGACGAGCGACGAGACGACGACGUCGUCGGGGAUCGUCUUCACGGUAGGACUGCAGCCGGUGGAAGUGUCGCCGCCGCGUAAUCAAGACGGCGACAAUAAUCCGACAGAGACGGCGGACCUGCGAACGAGCUACCUCGAGAAGGAAUGCGACGUUUCGUCCUACAAGAAUUUCGUCGCGAGCAAGUUCCGCGAUUCAGCGGAUCGGAGACGGAAGUCUUCGUACGAUCUAACGGACGAGGUCAGAGAAUCUUCCAGGUGGAUCACCGGGGCGGAAUCCUCCGAUUCCGAAGACGACGAGCGACGCUACGAUUACUUCGAUUCUUUGAAAGUUCCUAGAGCAACGCGCAAGCUCGCGGAUCGAAGAUCCUCCGACUGCCUUCUGUCCGUCGUCGCAUGCGAGAGGCCAAAGGAGUCGCACGAUGACGCGGAUGAUCUCGAACGGGGCUCCUUCAAGACGACGCCUUGUCGCGUUGCCGAGGAGGAGAUCUCUGUCACGGCCAAAACGACAGACCGGGAACAAGCGCAAAACGAGAUGCCGAAUUCCAGCGGCAGCUCGGAGAACAAGAGAUCGAGACGACCCAGUCGACGCUUGUCGCGGCCCGGCAUCUUUGACGUCAACGUGGAAUUGUGCGCGUUUGGUAGAAACGCGGAGAACAUCGGGAACAACAGUCCCGAACCUUCGUCUUGCCUUUUGACACCCAUCGUGACGAUCACGCCAGCGCCUGGGAAGCCGGGCACGUUGCACCGAGUGGCCAGUGUACGCAGCACCAGCAGCUACAUUAAUUGUCUCAAGCAUCGGAUCAGCAACGGCUCUCUGUUCAGGUAUCGCGAGGAGACUCGAGCGGCCAGGAUCAGCGCGUUGGUGAUCGUAAUGGGUCUGAUCUGUUGGACGCCGUACGUGCUAUUGAGCAUGCUCAAGAACCUGCCGCCGUACUCGAGUCAUGUGUUCCCGCACAAGUACGACGUGCUUGCGUUCAGCUUCCUGAUCCUCGCUGCUUACGCGAGUCCGUUGCUCUUCGGCUAUCGAUCUCGACGAGUGAAACGGGAGUUGCGUAAGUUCUUCUGCUUCCAUCGCGAGCUCUCGUAUAAGAACAAUCGCAGCCUGAUGGCGAAGAAGGUGCUGAAGCGCCGGCACAGCAGCACUCUGAGUCAACUGGAGAUGGAUCACCGUUACAACAUCUUCAACUGCGUCUACGGCAGGAGUAAGUGGCCCAAGGAGAAGGUGCAGUUCGUUCAGGUGCCGGACACCGCUCUCGCCGUGGAGACUUGCAGGAGUAGCUUCUCCAGCGGCGCCAGCACGCAAAUCUCCAGCACGUCCACGGAGGAAUGUUGAAUCGCGAUGGACCUCGCGAGAUUGCGCGGAAUCUUACGGAUGAAAAUCGCGAGAGAACUGAUUCCUUCGAUGAUCGUUGCGGUGAUCGUACGAGAGAGAGAGUACGCGCGAUGCAGAGGGAGACGGCGUAAAUUGUGCCUGCGUUUACGCGCGUGGUACGAGCUCGUUGAGGGACUUCGAGCGAUCGAGACAAUAAGUAGAAAGAAAAUAAGUAAUGCGGCUGGAUAGGAAGAGAGGCAGUUUGCGCGCGUUUCUGUACGUGGGUCGGCAUACUUUUGCAGUUCGUCACAGUCUUUAAGUGUUCCAGAGAUACCGUCGCCUUUUAUUUUCGGACAAUACAGUGUGAAUGAGACCGAGUGACGCCAACGUUUGUGUACCGAGCAGUCGGCGGUCCGUCUCUCCUUGCGUUCUCAAUUCCUUUACGUGCGAAUUCAAUUGUCGCGUCAAACGUGUUUUUUUUUUCUUCCGACAACACAUUCUUUCGCCUGUGCGGAUAUGGCGAGGUCCGAUUUGGCAGAAUAAAAAGUGCACGGACGCAAUCGGACGUCGAAGUCUCGUUUAUUUUGUAAACGGCGCGAGUUUUGGAAACUCAGCUUGGAAUAUCGCCGCAAAAUCGUAUAAUAUCGCAUCAUCGCCUUGCGCCGUAAUCAAAACAAAGCGCGCGCACACAAACUUGUUGCGUCUCGCGGAUUGGCAAAUCGGCGCGCGAAAAACCGCUAUUCGUUGGUUUAAAGUAUCCGUUCGGAAGUAUCCGUUUUAGUAUUAAGAGCAUUAUCGCGCUGAGUCCGUCAGGUGUUAGCCGGCUCAAGAAGUAUUAGAGUUCGCCGAACCCGAAAGGAGGCUUUAGUCUUAACGCUUAUUUACGCACUGCAUCCACACGUACUUUCUCCUCUCUCCUCCCUCCCUCCGUCUCCCAUCUGCGUCUGCCGACGCAAUUGCGACAGCAUCGUCCGGCGCGCGCAGGUAGUUCAAUCUUGUUGCAGCGGCGUGCACUCUUAUGCUGCUAUUUAUUCUCAGAAAGUCGAGCAUGUGUCGCUCGUGCGGCUCCGUAUGUAAAUAUGUACACAGCAUUUCUCAUGACAAAACCCCUCGCCGAGAGGCGUCGCCGUGGGGGUACAUCCCGCGAUUCCUCCACCUUUCCCUUCUCUACGAUUAUUAUACUUUUUUGUACAUUACAAGUGUAGAGACUCGUUUAUUUAUAUUAAAUAAUUUGUACAUAGAAAAAAAUGGACGGCGAAUCUCGAGCGCAGCUAAUCCCGUACAUAUAUAGAAGUACUCGCAUCCUGUGUAGCGUUUCAUCAGCGUGGUCCGUACGUGUAAUAGUAAAAUGUAUGAUAACGUUAUUACCGUUUUGUAUUAUCUGCCAUGGUGAACUCGACAGGCUGUCUGUGACAUGUGAUAACACCAAAAUAUUAGCCACUUAAUAUUAUUAGCUUAAUAUUAAUUUAUGUGACUUUCUCAAUAAAACACUUUUUUGCGAAA
Molecule: messenger RNA, 6021 nt
Organism: Solenopsis invicta (red fire ant)
Lineage: Eukaryota; Metazoa; Arthropoda; Insecta; Hymenoptera; Formicidae
Exons: 4
Coding region: 2017-4539 (840 amino acids)
Biological process (GO): G protein-coupled receptor signaling pathway
Cellular component (GO): membrane
Molecular function (GO): G protein-coupled receptor activity
Source: RefSeq, a predicted model, not a curated record